Mangifera indica (mango) is the source of this 1843-nucleotide messenger RNA. RefSeq names its product cytochrome P450 736A117-like. NCBI's taxonomy places the organism in Eukaryota, Viridiplantae, Streptophyta, Magnoliopsida, Sapindales, Anacardiaceae. The coding region runs from base 214 to 1731 and encodes 505 amino acids. Gene Ontology annotation, molecular function: oxidoreductase activity, acting on paired donors, with incorporation or reduction of molecular oxygen; iron ion binding; heme binding. The transcript has 2 exons. The record is from RefSeq and is a predicted model, not a curated record.
CGUAUGUAAUCUUUUGCCAUAAAAUGUCCAAAAAUGUCGCCAGAGUAAUCGGAUUUGUAUAAAAGAUCUUCAUUGACCAUGUUUUAUCGUAUGAGCAACAAAACAUAGCCGUGCAUAUUUCAUCUUGUCCACACUAUAUCUGUAUGCUUGUUAUUAUAAUUCUAUAUAAUUUAAGUUUGUAAAGGGUGUCACAAACGGGGCAAAAUCAACAAGAUGUUGCAAUUUUAUAUAAUCUAUAUUGUUCUUUUUGUCUUCUCAGUGUUCUUCCUAAUCAGAUGUUUCUUCUCUUCUUCAACCUCCCGCAAAAUUCUACCACCGUCACCACCAAAACUCCCAAUUCUUGGAAACAUUCACCAACUAGGUCUGUAUCCUCAUCGCUCCCUCCGCUCACUUGCUCAACGCUAUGGCCCUCUUAUGCUUCUCCAUAUUGGAAGAGUGUCAGUACUUAUCAUCUCCUCCGCAAACGCCGCUCAAGAGAUCAUGAAAACCCACGAUCUUAUAUUUUCAAACAGACCCAAAUCCACAAUUGGAGAUAAACUUCUUUAUGGUGGUAAGGAUAUAGCAGGUGCUCCUUACGGUGAGUAUUGGAGACAGAUAAGAAGCCUUUGCGUGCUCCAACUUUUAAGCAAUUCGAGGGUUCAAUCUUUUAAAACUGUAAGAGAAGAAGAAAUAUCUCUAUUUAUUAAGAAGAUUGAAAAUUUUGCAUCAUUGUCAAUACCAGUGAAUUUGAGUGAAAUGUUUUCUUUGCUUACAAAUGAUGUCGUAUGUCGAGCAUCUUUUGGGAGGAAGUAUAGUGAAGGUGAAGGUGGGAGAAAGUUCAAGGAGUUGCUUGGGGAGUUUACGCAAUUAUUGGGUGGUUUCAAUAUAGGGGACUUCAUUCCGUGGCUUAGAUGGGUAAAUUAUUUCAAUGGUGUAGAUGCUAAAGUAAAGAAAGUUGCCAAAGAAUUCGAUGAGUUUCUAGAUAAAGUUGUUGACGAGCACUUACAUGGUCAGGAAAGAGAGAUUAAAAACCAUAGAAGUGAAGACGGAAAGGAUUUUGUGGAUGUUUUUUUUGAGGUUCAAAAGGAUAACAAGGAUGAUUUUUCCUUUGAUAAAGUUACCAUCAAAGCUCUCAUCCUGGAUGUGUUUGCUGCUGGAACUGAUACCACAUACACAGUCAUGGAAUGGGCAAUGUCGGAGCUCUUGAGGCACCCGAGAGUAAUGAAGGAAUUGCAAAAUGAAGUGAGGCAGAUCGCCAAUGGCAAAGAGAAAAUAAAAGAAGAAGAUUUAGAUAAUAUGCAUUACUUGAAAGCUGUACUCAAAGAGACCCUUCGACUGCAUCCACCUAUCCCAUUAUUAGUACCACGAGAAUCAACACAGGAUGUAAAAAUUAAGGGCUACGACAUAUCGGCUGGAACAACAGUAAUCACAAACGCUUGGGCAAUUGGAAGAGAUCCCACAACAUGGGAUAAACCUGAUGACUUUACUCCUGAGAGAUUCUUAAACAAUUCUAUAGACUUUAAAGGACGCGAUUUCCAAUUGAUACCAUUCGGAGCUGGCAGGAGGGGUUGCCCUGGAACAUUAUUUGCCAUGGCCACCAAUGAGAUUGUGUUGGCAAAUCUGGUUCACAAGUUUGAUUGGUCAUUGCCUAUUGGAACAAAACCAGAAGAUUUAGAUAUGACAGAAUUUACUGGUCUUACUGUCCACAGAAUGGUUCCUCUACAUGCUGUUGCAACUCCAACUUUUUAUUAGCUAGUUCAAGAUUCCGUAUAUAAAAUAAAAACCGUUACAUUGUAUGUGUGUAUUUUUCAAGUCUGUUAUCAACGUAUUUAUGUUAUUCAAUUUCUUUCUCUUUGCGGUGCCA